Nycticebus coucang (slow loris) is the source of this 6269-nucleotide messenger RNA. It is a transcript of the gene CCDC13, whose product is annotated as coiled-coil domain containing 13. Bases 1636 to 3777 code for a protein of 713 amino acids. NCBI's taxonomy places the organism in Eukaryota, Metazoa, Chordata, Mammalia, Primates, Lorisidae. Gene Ontology annotation, biological process: non-motile cilium assembly; cytoplasmic microtubule organization. The transcript is spliced from 16 exons. The record is from RefSeq and is a predicted model, not a curated record. Gene Ontology annotation, cellular component: centriolar satellite.
UGCAGCCCUAUUCAUAAUUGCUAAGUCAUGGAAAAAGCCCAAGUGCCCAUCGAUCCAUGAAUGGAUUAAUAAAUUGUGGUAUAUAUACACCAUGGAAUACUAUGCAGCCUUAAAGAAAGAUGGAGACUUUAGCUCUUUCAUGUUUACAUGGCUGGAGCUGGAACAUAUUCUUCUUAGUAAAGUAUCUCAAGAAUGGAAGAAAAAGUAUCCAAUGUACUCAGCCCUACUAUGAAACUAAUUUAUGGCUUUCAUAUGAAAGCUAUAACCCAGUUAUAACCUAAGAAUAUGGGGAAGGGGGAGAGGGAGGGAAGGGAGAGGAUGGGCAGAGGGAGGGUGAUUGAUGGGAUCACACCUACAGUGCAUCUUACAAGGGUACUUGUGAAACUUAUUAAAUGUAGAAUAUAAAUGUCUUAACACAAUAACUAAGAAAAUGCCAGGAAGGUUAUGUUAAUCAGUGUGAUGAAAAUAUGUCAAAUGGUAUAUAAAACCAGUGUAUGGUACCCCAUGAUUGCAUUAAUGUACACAGCUAUGAUUUAAUAAUAAAAAAAGGAAAAAAAUGUUAAUUACUUUAAAAGUAUUCUGAAGUGCACAAGAUUUAAAGUCUCAAGCACAUGAUGCUCUUUUCCAUCCAGCCCACUACACCUAUUUCCAUAACAUGGUGCUGCAUCUUCUCAGGUAUGUCUAUGGGCUAUUCACCUUAUAAGGAAGGAAAAUGGAAAAACCACAACGGUUAGAUAUCAAGAUUUUCAAAUUAUAAAAGCCUAGAUAAAUAUAUGGAAAACUUCCUUGGAUCAUCUUUCCUAGAAAUUUGCCUCCCAUCCCUAUAUAGCCCUGAAAUGUAGUAAUAUCUUUUUUUUUUAUUGUUUGGGAUUCAUUGAGAGUACAAAUAAUUAGGUUACACUGAUUGCAUUUGUUAGGUAAAGUCACUCUUAUAAUUAUGUUCCGCUCCCACGUAGAAGUAUCUUAAAUUGCAAAGUGCCUUAAAAAAUUAUAUAUAUAUAUAUACAUAAAUGUCUCUCUCUAUAUAUAUAUACACAGACAUAUAUAUAUAGAGAGAAAGAGAGAUCUUCUCAAGUGCAAAAAUAAAAACAUCACUGCAAUUCUAUCACCCUAAUAUAAGUUUAUGUAUUUCUAUUUUAGUUUUUUGUGCGUACUUUGAAAACGCACUUUUUGUAUGUAGCGUUGCUGUCUUGCGUCCUCCUGUUUUCAUUCACCAUCAUAAUAUAAUCAUUCGUCCUCAGACUUACAUUUUUCAACCAUAUCUUAACGGCUACGUUAAAUUUCAUGGUGCGAUUGUUCAUUUUUCACUUCCUGCAGGACAGUGGAAUGUGCAUGUCUGUGCAGAACGUUUGGGCCACAAAACUUUUAAAAUAUAUACUCCAAAAAAUGUAAAGUCUCAAGCGCUCGACGCCUUCUCCCAGCCAGCCCACCUCGCCUAUUUCCUCACCGUCCUGGGCUGUUGGCGCCUCUGCGCUUUCACACGUCCAGGCGCUCUCGGCCCCUGUAGAGACGUCACGAGAGUGGCGUUGCUGGUUUCCCUGGUGACGGUUGCCGGGGUAACGCGUGCAGACGUCGGGAAGGGGUGCCAGCGCCGCGGCUGUCCUAGAAGGGAGGAGCUGAGAGACCAAAGGCAAGAUGGCAACAGAUGAAGGCUCACAGGACACUCUGCGGCUCCAGUUCAAGGCCAUGCAGGAGAUGCAGCACAAACGUUUACAGAAGCAGAUGGAGAAAAAAAAGGAAAAGGAACUGAGCCUCAGAAAUGAAGUUGAUGACCAAAAAGAGCCUUUGGAGGUCUCAGAUGGCCUCAGCCCUCUCCAGGCAGGGGAGCAAAACUCAAAAAACAGCUUUGAACAGAGGGUGCUUGAAGAUGAGAUUGAACAGCUUCGAGAUGAGCUCAGGGAAACAGUCGAUGAGAAUGGGAGAUUGUAUAAGCUGCUGAAGGAAAGGGACUUUGAAAUCAAACACCUCAAAAAGAAAAUAGAAGAGGACAGAUUUGCCUUCACAGGGACAGCUGGUAUGGCUGGUGAUAUGGUUGCCACCAAAAUUGUCGAGCUGUCAAAAAAGAACCGGGUGCUGAUGGCAGAGUCAGAGGGUACAAAAACCAGAAUGAAGCAGCUGACCAAUCGCAUCAAGGAGCUGGAGGGGGAACUGCAGACAGCUCUGGCCAGGCUGCCAGCCAAGGGGGCCACCAACACGGGAGCCAAGCCACCGAGAACCCAGAUGGGAGACAGAGCCUUGCUGGAGACCCCAGAGGUGAAGGCCUUGCAGGACAGGCUGGCAGCGACAAACCUGAAGAUGAGUGACCUCCGCAACCAGAUCCAGUCUGUGAAGCAGGAGCUGCGGAUGGCCCAGAAGGUUUUGGCCAGUGAGGUUGGGGAAGAGAUCAAUGUCCAGCAGCUCCUGUCCUCGCCAGGGACCUGGAGGGGUCGGGCUCAACAAAUUCUCGUUUUGCAGAGCAAGGUUCGAGAGCUUGAGAAGCAGUUGGGACAGACCCGGAGCCAGUCUGCAGGAACAGCCAGUGAUGAGUCUGUCCAGCCAGACCCAAGGAAGCUGUCAGCACAGGAGAAAAACCUGCUGAGGAUCCGCAGCCUGGAGAGGGAGAAACAGGAAGGCUGGGAGAAACUUGCCAGUGAGCGGGACGCCCUCCAGAGGGAGGUUGAAGAGCUAAAAAAGAAGUUUGAGGGCAUGAAGUCUCGUAACAAGGUGCUGUCGAGUGAGGUGAAGACGCUCAGGAGUCAGAUGGGGACCCUGGUGGAGAAGGGCAGACAUGACGACGAGCUCAUCGAUGCCCUCAUGGACCAACUGAAACAGCUACAAGAGAUUCUGAGCAGCCUGAGUCUGCAGGAGGAAAAGAUGCGGGCAUCCCAACACCACCUGGACCAGCAGCUCCACAGUGAGACUCAGCAGAGCAGCAGCCUCGUUGCCCAGCUUCAGGCCAUGGUGGCUGAGCGGGAGGCCAAGGUGCGGCAGCUGGAGUCAGAGAUUGGGCAACUCAGUGUGCAGUAUCUUAGGAAUAAAGGAAUGGGUGAGGGGCCCAUUGGUCCCGAGACCAGCCCUGCCAGUACCAAGAUCCUGGAGGAUCCCGGCCUGACCAAGUCCCCGGCCUCAGCAGGCAAUCACAUCGGCAGGCUUGGAUCUUCUCGCUCAGUGACCAACCUGGGCCAUAUGCUGGUGGAAUCUGCUCUCACGAGGCCUUCCUUGCCCAGUCCCCAUGGGAACUCACCCAGGUUCUUGGACUCCUCAGAACAAAAAGGCUGGCAGGCACAAGUGACAGAGAUCAAGGCCCUCUGGCAGGCUGCCGAGGUGGAACGUGACCGGCUCACAGAGUUUGUCACUGUCCUGCAGAAACGGGCGGAGGAGAGCAACAGCAAGCUCCUGGAGGCAGGGAGGAAGCUGCAGGAGGAGCGGCACCGCACCGUGCUGUUGGAGCAACAUUUGGAGAAGAUGCGCCUGGAGCCAGGGAGGGCACCGGCCUUGCAGAGAGCAGCCUCCAGGAACAAAGCAGGUCUGCCUGCCUCUAACAGCAGGCACAACCCGACUGGGAGUGAGAAGAAGGACCCAACCUUUGCCCAGCUCUCUGAUGUGCCUAUGGAAUCCCAAAUGGAGGAGCUGACCACCAGGCUAGCCAUCCAGGCAGAAGAGAAUGAAAUGCUAAAGGCUGCCCUGGACACUGCCCUGCGGGGAAAGGAGGAGGACUUCCGGAUGUACCAUGAGACCCUGGGCCAGGUGAAAGGGGUCUUCCUGCAGGCCCUGCGGCAGCAGAAGGCAGACAAGUAAUAGGAUGGCAGCCCACUGUCAGCCCAGCUGGUGGGGCAGCCUCAGAUCUUGAGAAGACGAGGCUCUGUCUGCACACUCCAUCUGCUCCAGGAAGCCAGCCCACGCAGCCAGCCAGCCUCUUCUGCUCCUUGAGAAGGACCAAACGCAACGUCUCAGGCCAGGAGGGCAGAGAAGAAGCCUCAGUGGAGCACUGCAGGACUCCAGGGCAGGCUUGGCUACAGCAGGGGUGGAGGCCUAGCAGCCCAUCAACGAGAGCUCUGGGGCAGCAAAGCAGCUGUGAGCGGACAGAUAUGGUCCCUCGGGCAGGUGUUCAAUGCCCUUGUCCUGGGACCUAGCUUGGGCCCCCUUAGACCCACAUGGCACACAGGAGAGCCCUCAAUGCACCAGGCUGUACACAUUCCCCCACGCCCCACCCUGCCCCCUGGCCAGAGCAUCGUCCUCACCCCCACCCUAGCUCCAUCUGUGAUCAUCCCCACCCUCCACACUUGGGACACCAUGCUUUCAGCCACUGUGUCAGCCUGCUCCUUGGGGUUCUUCCUCAGAUGCAGACCCUCGUACUUGUAAUAAUAAUUAUUAUUUUCAUAGUCACCACAGCUCCCAGUGACUGAGCAUCUCCCCUGACCCAUCUGGCCUGCUAAUCACCCAAACUGCACCCUAUUUUACAGAAGAAACUGAGGCUCACAGAAAGAAACUGAGCUAGUAUUUGACUCUGACUAAUUACAAAACCAGGGUCUUGUAGUUGAGCAGAUUCCCCAGGGCUGGACAACUCUGCUCCCAGCCAACUGCUCCAAGAGGCACCUGUACCUGCUCCCAAGGCUGCAGCUGGUGGGUGCUGGUGGCAGAAGGCAGAGGUGGGGGCUCUGAGGCAGCAGGUCUAGGUGAAGGUAUAGCACACUGCCCUCACUGUAGUGAGCUUGGCAAGGUACUGCAGGUGGAACCCAGGAUCUGCAUGCCUGUCUUGACUGUCACAGUGUCACCCCUCUCAGCUGCAGGUAUAGCGAUAGAGAAGGGUGGACUCAAGGAGGGUCACCCAUAACCACACCCCCAAACCCCAGACAUCCUGGCUAUACAUGCACCCACAGGUCCACACAGAGCUGCAGAUGCACACAGCACCUAGACUCAGGAACAUGCUGCUAUGCACACGCGCUCACAGGCACCUCCACACAUGCGCAUGUGUGCACACUGAUACACAGGAGAAUGCACACAUAGACACACAUUCCCACGUGAAAAAGCAGUCACUUGUGUGUGGCUUGUGCAGUGAAACACAGAUGCAGGUGCACAUAGUUUGAUAACACCCCCUCCCCCAGGAAAAACCACUUGGGGCUCCUGGGGCCCUGUCUACUCAGGCCCUUCCUCUGGGACGUGGCUAUGGAGGACCGGUGCUGGCCCCCACCCCCAGGUUUUACUCAGGGAGCCCCCAACCCUGCAUGGAGUCACACAGGUCUGGUGAGCCCACAGCAAGGUGGAGUGAAAGCCGUCAGGAUGAAGUGGUGGUUCUGAUGGGGUCCUAAGGGUCUCUGGGAAGCAGGAGUUUUUCCCUGGCUCCUUGUGAGGGGAAAUGGCCAGGCAGAGCACCAGGAGUGAGAGGACCUGUGCCAGGAGGGGACAGUGUGUGACAGCAUAGAGUAGGCCAAACACAGAGUCUGAAAUGUAGUCAGCACCUUUCUUGUAGACACUGAGGAGCCCCAGAGGGUGGUCUGAGUGAGGGGAGCAGGCUGUGGCCCUCAGGAGAGUUUCUGAGUGUCAGAAGCAGGCAUAGGAUUUGCCAUCCUUAGGCCACCUCAGGGAAGUGCGAGGGUGGCGUGACCACACCCUCACCUCUCAAGGGUGGUUCUGCUGCCCUUCCUGGCUCAGGGAAGGGUCUGAGAGAGGAGAGAGUGUCAGGUCACGGAGUCUGAAAUCUGUCUGGAGGCAGGUAUCUUUCCCCACUUGUCAACUUUGUGGCCUUGGGCAAAUUACUUAACCUCCCUGAGCCUCCACAUUCUCAGCUACGAAAUGGGGACAAUAAUGGAAGCCUUGCUAAGAGGGCUGGUACAGGUGUCACAGAAUAACCCAAAGACAUUAAGCUAAUUAUUAGCUCACUGCUUAUUUUUGUACAAGGAACAUGACCAUGUAUCCAUAGAUUGAUUUUAUCCCACAAUGAUAAAAACAAGAUUUAUAUCCUCGAGAGGGGAGAGAAAAACAAUGAGCACGGUGAGUCUUGUUUGCAGGUUUUUGAGUAAACUGAGUGGCUGGCAUCUUGCUUCAGCUGACUAUGGGUAUUAAGAUGAGUGUUUCAAUUUACAGAUUCCACAGGCAACCUUGACAGCUUUGCUGUACAGCUGUGAACCAGGGGUUGUCCCUGUCACAUCUGCUGGCCCCUACCACUAGCACUCCCUGCUUGGUUAGACCAGGUCUGUUCCAUUCCCUCAUUAGAAUACUAUUUCACUGGGUUCAAAAGUGUCAACUGCUUAGAACUGGUGGCACACAGUAGGUGCUCAAUAAAUGUUAGC